Venturia canescens is the source of this 1950-nucleotide messenger RNA. It is a transcript of the gene Tmx3, whose product is annotated as Thioredoxin-related transmembrane protein 3. Bases 353 to 1639 code for a protein of 428 amino acids. Gene Ontology annotation, biological process: peptidyl-cysteine oxidation. Gene Ontology annotation, molecular function: protein disulfide isomerase activity. The record is from RefSeq and is a predicted model, not a curated record. NCBI's taxonomy places the organism in Eukaryota, Metazoa, Arthropoda, Insecta, Hymenoptera, Ichneumonidae. The transcript is spliced from 10 exons. Gene Ontology annotation, cellular component: endoplasmic reticulum.
UGAUUUGUGAUUGACAAAAAAUAUAAACAUUCCGUAAAAAUCGAUUCUCCCCCAAAACAAUGCAUUGGUUUAAGGUUGUCUCCGUUUUUUUUGCAUGGAAACGCAGCUGGAGCGUGUAAGAAAGAUAAACGCCGAAUCAGCUUUACGUUAUUUUCUACCAAUACUCUUCAAAAUAAAGAAGAAAAGUGACGCUCGCGAAAAAUAUUUUAUGUGAAAAUGCAGUUGAAAAAUGGGAAGUUAAUUAAAUUUUGACAGCAGUACACUCCUAACCUCAAAUAUAUCGCAAAUUCAUUCUUCUACAAAUGCAAAAGUAACCCUAAAAAUCGUGAAAUUAUUUUCUAUUAAUUGCGUUAUGGCUUCUCUAAUAAGGAUUACCCUCAUAGCUGUAUUUUGUGCCCUUUUUGCAACUACUGCUGCUUCUCGGGUUUUGGAAUUAAGUGACAGAUUUCUAGAAAUUCACAAAGAAGGACAAUGGCUCGUUAUGAUGUAUGCACCUUGGUGUGCCCAUUGCAAACGACUGGACCCCAUUUGGGCUCAUGUUGCUCAACACCUUUACGCUACCUCUAUAAGAGUUGGCCGAGUCGAUUGCACUCGGUUCACAAGCGUUGCUCACAAUUUCAACAUCCGAGGCUAUCCUUCCAUUUUAUUUUUGAAAGGUGAGCAACAAUUUACGUACAACGGCGAUCGUACGAAAGAUGAAAUAGUUAAAUUUGCUUUGAGACUGAAUGGUCCACCAGUCCAAGAGAUUAAAAAAACCGAGAGCUUUGAUACGAUCAAAAGAGAUCGUGGCUUGUACUUUUUGUACGUCGGCGAACGUUCUGGUCCGUUAUGGGAUCUUUAUCAUCAAACUGCAGACAUGUUUCAACCUCACGCAUUCUUCUACCAAUCGCAUCCGGUCGUGGUCGACCGACAUGCUCCGGUGGAAAAUACUCCUGCAAUUUUUGUCUACAAAGAGAACAAACACUAUACAUUCACGGGACACAAUCACAGCGACAUCGUUAAACUGAACGAAACAAUAUACAAGUGGAUAAACGCUGAAAGAUUUGCCACUUUUCCAAAAGUUACUCGUGGCAACAUCAAUCAAUUAUUUUUAACCAAGAAAAAUCUUGUUCUCGCUGUCGUUGAAGAAAACGCUGUCGAAGACGUCGCCCCGGAUAUGCUCGAGUUCCGGGACAUGGUAGAAUCCAUUAUUAAGGAAAAACGCGAUAAAUAUCACGAACACUUCCAAUUUGGCUGGAUUGCGAAUGGAGACUGGAUCAAUAGUAUUGCUAUGAAAGUCUUGCCUUUGCCCAGCUUAAUCGUAAUAAAUACGAGCACGAGUCAUCACCAUAUUCCGGAUGAUGAGCCACGAAAAUUAACUCCUCAAGCAAUAGAAAUGUUCCUAGAUCAUAUUCACAACGAUACUGCCCAGAAAUACGGUGGAAACGGUUGGCUGGUCCAAAUUUACAGAUCGUGGUUCGAUCUCAAAAUGACACUGUCCUCGAUGUGGAAGGGAAAUCCGGUUGUGACAGUCGUGGUGUUCGGUUUACCAGCACUUUUUCUAUCAUUGAUUUGUUACGGAAUUUGUUGUCCUGACUUUUUGGACGCAGGCGAGGACGAAGAUGGCGAAACGAACGGGAGCCACAUGAAAAGGGAUUGAACCAAAUUUCUCCCUCCGACAAUAUUUCCCGGACGAAUUAUCGCGAAACAGUGGAAAAAAAUCGAAAUAUAAAGAAAAAAGUACAUUUUCUCAGUUUUUCCUUCUAAAUGAAAAUUUUCAAAUAUUCAUUCCUCUUAUCAUUGUGUUGAGAAUUGAAAAAAGAAAUACCUUUAAAGGAAAUUCAAUUUACUUUCCAAAAUCGGUGUUCAUUAAUAUUUAUUAAUUAGGCUUAAUUAAUUGCAAAUAUACAAUGUGAAAUGAAAAAAAAUUGUCUUUAAAUAAUGAAAGAAAAAAUACAUUUCCAAAUAUUA